Molecule: messenger RNA, 933 nt
Organism: Synchytrium microbalum
Lineage: Eukaryota; Fungi; Chytridiomycota; Chytridiomycetes; Synchytriales; Synchytriaceae
Exons: 8
Coding region: 1-933 (310 amino acids)
Biological process (GO): unsaturated fatty acid biosynthetic process
Cellular component (GO): endoplasmic reticulum membrane
Molecular function (GO): heme binding; iron ion binding; stearoyl-CoA 9-desaturase activity
Source: RefSeq, a predicted model, not a curated record
AUGGCAGCCGUGUGGGGUGGUAGCGCAUUCCAAGGCAGCAUCAGGUGGUGGGUGAUACGUCACAGGCUCCAUCACAGGUUUCCUGACACUGACAAUGAUCCUUACAAUGCCAAGCGUGGACUGUGGUUCUCUCAUAUGGGAUGGCUCUUUGAAACAGCUCACUACUCCAAGCUUAAAGAAAUCGAUGAUUCGGAUUUGAAUGCCGAUAAGCUGGUUGUCUUUCAGCACAAGUACUUUAAUAUCAUUGCCAUUUUCAUGUGCUUCAUAUUUCCCUCCAUUGUGGCCAAAGUUCUUUGGAAUGAUGCCAUUGGUGGUUUCCUAUAUGGAGGUGUGCUAAAGGCAGUUUUAGUCUGGCACGUCACUUUUUCUAUAAACAGUUUGGCACAUUGGAUGGGAGAUCAGCCUUACACGCUCGAUUCUACUGCCAGAGACAACUGGUGGCUAUCCGUCUUUACCGUCGGCGAAGGCAGUCACAACUUCCAUCACGCAUUCCCGAAAGACUAUCGAUGUGGAUCGGCAUUGUUGCAUUACGAUCCUGGCAAAUGGACUAUCUUCAUAUUGUAUCUCUUAAACCUGGCCACCGAUCUUCACAGGGUUACUGAUGAAGAGAUAGAAAAGGAUUCCAUCGUGGUUAGUGAACGUGUGCUCAAGAAGAGACGCCAAGCUGUUAGUUGGGGCAUCCCAGAUGAAGACCUGCCCACCCUAACUAUUCAACAAGUGCGGGACCAGUGCAAUCGAAAGGCCAUGUCGUUGAUUGUGAUUGAUGGAUAUGUCAUUGACGUUGGCGCUUUCCUUGAUGAACACCCCGGAGGUAGAAGACUCCUGGAAGAUCUUGUCGGUCAGGAUGCGACUGAGGCGUUCUAUGAACGUGCGCACAAUGAGGGAGCAAAGAUCGCAAUGAGGACGAUGGCUGUGUCGAAGUUAGUAGAGUAG